Messenger RNA from Patiria miniata (bat star), 1312 nucleotides. Its product is annotated as repressed by EFG1 protein 1-like. Gene Ontology annotation, cellular component: extracellular region. NCBI's taxonomy places the organism in Eukaryota, Metazoa, Echinodermata, Asteroidea, Valvatida, Asterinidae. The record is from RefSeq and is a predicted model, not a curated record.
AUGCGUGCAACGUGGUCGGACGGUACGAGGAGAACGUGUUUCCCCGGGCCGGAUGGCUACAUACCGCCGCCUACCGCCGCACAAACCUCUAAGGUCACUCGAGUUGUCCGUAAUACGCAGUACGUCGCCGAGGAACCACCGAAAACUGUGGAGUAUGUUACCCGACAGGUCGGUGGUGUCAAACUCAAGGAUGCCGACUUGUCUCCCUCGGACCUUCGGACUUUCCAGCGGGACUGCCUGGAAGCCCACAACAAGUACCGGGCCCGCCACGGCGCACGCAGCCUGAGACGGUCGGAAGAUCUGAACAAGCGAGCCCAGGACUGGGCCGCUCACCUCGCCAAGAAAGACGAGUUCAAGAACAGUGGCAACACCGAUGUGGGAGAAAACAUCGUGAUGCAUUACUCAAGCGCCAGCACUGCGUUUUCUGGGAAUGAAGCCACUGACAUGUUUUACCGCCAGAUCGACAAGUACAACUUCAAGAAACCCGGUUUCACGUCGGGUGCAGGACACUUCACGCAGAUGGUUUGGAAAGGAUCUAGAGAGUUUGGCAUUGGGAGGGCGAUCACGAAGGACGGUAAGGUGCUGAUCGUUGGCCAGUACCGACCGCCAGGCAACGUGGUCGGACGGUACGAGGAGAACGUGUUCCCCCGGCCGGAUGGCUACAUACCGCCGCCUACCGCCGUACAAACCUCUAAGGUCACUCGAGUUGUCCGUAAUACGCAGUACGUCACCGAGGAACCACCGAAAACUGUGGAGUAUGUUACCAGACAGGUCGGUGGUGUCAAACUCAAGGAUGCGGACUUGUCUCCCUCGGACCUUCGGACUUUCCAGCGCGACUGCCUGGAAGCCCACAACAAGUACCGGGCCCGCCACGGCGCACGCAGCCUGAGACGGUCGGAAGAUCUGAACAAGCGAGCCCAGGACUGGGCCGCUCACCUCGCCAAGAAAGACGAGUUCAAGAACAGUGGCAACACCGAUGUGGGAGAAAACAUCGUGAUGCAUUACUCCAGUGCCAGCACUGCGUUUUCUGGGAAUGAAGCCACUGACAUGUUUUACCGCCAGAUCGACAAGUACAACUUCAAGAAACGUUUCACGUCGGGUGCAGGUCACUUCACCCAGUUGGUCUGGAAAGACACCAAGGAGUUCGGCAUAGGCAAAGCGAUCACCAAGGAGGGAAAGGUCAUCGUGGUGGCUUUCUACAGUCCCCCUGGCAACGUCAUGGGACAGUUCGACACCCAGGUCUCCAAGUAGAAGUGAACUGAGACUGGCAGCGAGGAAACGUGAGAUAGAGGGCAGCAGAGUAAUCAAUGUA